Messenger RNA from Helianthus annuus (common sunflower), 1659 nucleotides. Its product is annotated as NAC domain-containing protein 91. The record is from RefSeq and is a predicted model, not a curated record. The coding region runs from base 94 to 1524 and encodes 476 amino acids. NCBI's taxonomy places the organism in Eukaryota, Viridiplantae, Streptophyta, Magnoliopsida, Asterales, Asteraceae. Gene Ontology annotation, biological process: regulation of DNA-templated transcription. The transcript has 5 exons. Gene Ontology annotation, molecular function: DNA binding.
CAGAAUUAAACAGACCUCUUCUCACAUUCACUUUCCCCUUUUCCCCACUCCCAACACCCAAUCAAAAAAUCACUAAAAAAUUUGCAAAAAUUAAUGGAGGUGGUGGCUGCAAAAUCACUUCCGGUGGGCUACCGGUUCCGUCCCACCGAUGAAGAACUCGUGAAUCAUUACCUACGGUUGAAGAUCAACGGCUUCGAUAAAGAAGUUAGUUGUAUCCGUGAAGUUGAUGUCUGCAAGAAGGAGCCGUGGGACCUACCCGAUUUGUCGGUGAUUGAGUCCAUCGACAACGAAUGGUUCUUCUUCUGCCCGAAAGACCGCAAGUAUCAGAACGGACAGCGGUCGAAUCGCGCUACGGUGUCUGGGUACUGGAAGGCUACUGGAAAAGAUAGAACGAUCAAGACGAGCAAGGGGAACAAUUUAAUAGGGAAGAAGAAGACGCUUGUGUUUUAUACGGGUCGGGCCCCGAAGGGGGAACGGACUCAUUGGGUCAUCCAUGAGUAUACUCCUACUGAAAAGGAACUUGAUGGUACCCAUCCUGGACAGAGUCCGUAUGUGCUUUGUCGUUUGUUUAAGAAGCAUGAUGGGAAGGAUGAAAAUAGUGAAGGUUUGGAUUGUGCUGAUGUUGUUGAUCAGAGUGAUGGGUCUCCUCCUUCGGUUGUAAAGUCUUGUAUAGAAGAUGGUCAAUCGGAGCCCGUAACUCUAGUUUUGACGGGUCAGCCGAACGCACAACCUUCAAGUAAUGGAGUUUUGAAACUCGAAGAUCCUGAUGGAAAAGAUGAUGCCUUUAUGUUUCUUGAUUGUCAGGACCAUGACAUUGAUCACUCAAAAUAUCCAAUGCAGCCAGUUUUGGGUCUAGAAGAAGCUCUAUGUUACUGGGAUGCGUCAGCAGAAAAUUUCGAUUCAAAAAUAUUUUCGCCGUUGUAUUCUCAGACGCCAUUAGAACUUGGCCAUGCAUAUGAUGGAAUUGUAACCGAUGGAAAUGAACAAAACGGAUUGCAGAAUCAGUAUGCAACAAAUGAUAUGGAGUUCUGGAGUAAAAUGCUAGUUAAAUCAGAACAGUCUUCUUUCAAUGAUUCUGGUUGGGGUUCAUUUGCUCAAACUUCAAUACCUGAAGUUCAUAUUAAAGAAAAUGAAUAUAGCAGCGAGUCCGAUGGUGAAGUCAUGCAAAAACAGCCUUUGAGUAGGGAUUUCUCUUUCGAAACCGGAGGUGGUCAAAGUAGCCAGAACAACGGUGCAGGAACUAAUUCUGAUUUGGGAUUCAAAAUCAGGAGUCGCCCUGAACAAAGUGUUGCCAAUGGUGCAGACGUUAAUGAUCAAGGAACUGCACAGAGAAGAAUUCGUAUGCAAACGAAACUACAAGGGCACAAUGGGAUCAAGGAAGGCCAGAGUGCUAAUGAUUCAAGUUGGAGUGUGAAACCAAAAGCCGAUUUUCUUGCAGGAAUUCGUGUGCAUAUGAGUAAGGUGCUUUUGGUUGUGGGGUUGGGCGUUGGUAUUGCUAGUUUAUGGAGAUGUUUAACAUACUGAUGAAUCGUGUAGGGAAGAAGAGUUGACUGAUUAGUGUGAGUUAGUAGGCGUAUUAUGUUCAUAUGUUCCCUUUUUGUUUUUGUUACUUUUAGUAUGGUAAUGUUUAAUGAAAAGACUUUGUUAGGUUGCUGUGUA